Messenger RNA from Clupea harengus (Atlantic herring), 799 nucleotides. RefSeq names its product general transcription factor IIIC subunit 6 (gene gtf3c6). NCBI's taxonomy places the organism in Eukaryota, Metazoa, Chordata, Actinopteri, Clupeiformes, Clupeidae. The record is from RefSeq and is a predicted model, not a curated record. Gene Ontology annotation, cellular component: transcription factor TFIIIC complex. Gene Ontology annotation, biological process: transcription by RNA polymerase III.
UCCGUCGCAGACCUUUUGCGCAGGCAACUUCCGGUCGGGGUUAGACAUGCUGUGUUGCUAUUGUGGGAUGUGACAAGUUACCCUCAGCAGAAUAUGGAAGACGAAUGGGAAGAGGAGGAGCAGCUUGUUGUUGCUGAGCUAUCCGGGAUAAUUAACUCGGAGUUUCUGACUAAAUGCCGGGGCAAAUGUAAGAUUGUGGAUGUCGACAGUGACCAGCCUAUGAUGCAGGUGGGAAGGUAUGUUUUUGCUGGACAGUAUGAAGACGCGUUGAGCACCUGUGUGAUCCUGGAGGAACAACCGCAAGGAGAUGCAGAAAACACUUCAAGUUUGGAACUAAAAUACAAAUGCCACACCAUGAAGAAACUUAUGAUGCAAAGAACGUUCCUGACGGAGAGGAAAGAAGGAGAGCCCAGUUCUGGUGGCAUAGAGAUUCUGGCCCUGAGUGAAGGGAAUCCGUGCAAUAGAAACAGUAGCAUUAUCUGCAGUUUUAAACAGGACCCUGCAGCGCCAACCGAAACUGAUGCCGAUGCUUUAGUUGCCAGUUCGGAUUCAGACGCCGAAGAGAUGGAAGGGGAGCAGUCAUCCAUGGCGGACAAUCCAGAUAGCAAUUGACAAUCGACAACGGGGUGUUUGUGUCCACAUGUCAUGAUUGUCUGGGACAUGAACUUACUUACUGGGACAAGGCAUACUACCUUUAUCCAAACGAACUAUCUCUCUUUUGUGUCUAAUAAUGUUAACAGUAGUUUCGCAGCAAAUGACAAUGAAUGAUAUUUGUAAUAAAUUGGCUGGUUUAAAAAAA